GACACCUAACCAAUAACAUUAACCACACAACAAAGAAACAAACAAUGGCGAUCAUGUAUGUUCCACUAGUUGUAGCCUUGUUAGCCACGAUUAACAUCUGCCAUGCCCAAAACUCACCACAAGAUUUCCUCAACGCCCACAACGCGGCUCGUGCCAGGGACGGUGUUGGACCCAUGAGAUGGGACAACAAAGUGGCGGCUUUUGCUCAAAACUACGUCAACCAACUCAAAUCAACCUGCAGGCUCGUGCAUUCCAGCGGUCCCUACGGCGAGAACCUGGCGUGGGGCAGCCCUGAUCUCGCCGGCACGGCUGCUGUAAAGAUGUGGGUGGAUGAGAAACCUUUCUACGAUUAUAAUUCAAACACUUGUGCUCCUGGCAAGGUUUGUGGCCACUACACUCAAGUGGUGUGGCGUAACUCCGUUCGUCUUGGGUGCGCUAGGGCUAGGUGCAACAAUGGCGGAACUAUCAUCAGCUGCAACUAUGAUCCUCCUGGUAAUUUUAAUGGUCAACGUCCUUUUGGUUUCUUGGACUUGAGUAAUUUGAAGAGUGUAGUUUAAAUGAUUUAAGUAAAUGAACCUGAAUAAGUCUGAGAUCUUUAAAAUUUAAGAUAAAGUUGUACGUGUAUUAUUUAAUAAAUCAUGUGUGUGUAACGAACAACUACUAUUUUUUAAUGUUGUAAUUUUACUAGAUUCUUGACUUGUAUGUUUAUAUACCAUAAAUUCAACUUUUCGGUGAUGAAUUAUUAUUA
This is a messenger RNA of Carica papaya (papaya), 748 nucleotides long. Its product is annotated as pathogenesis-related protein 1-like. Gene Ontology annotation, cellular component: extracellular region. The record is from RefSeq and is a predicted model, not a curated record. Lineage: Eukaryota; Viridiplantae; Streptophyta; Magnoliopsida; Brassicales; Caricaceae.